Messenger RNA from Fusarium pseudograminearum CS3096, 1107 nucleotides. RefSeq lists its product as uncharacterized. The transcript has a single exon. Bases 1 to 1107 code for a protein of 368 amino acids. NCBI's taxonomy places the organism in Eukaryota, Fungi, Ascomycota, Sordariomycetes, Hypocreales, Nectriaceae. The record is from RefSeq and is a predicted model, not a curated record.
AUGUUGCGCUCAACUCUCCUUCUCGCCCUCGCGGGUCUGACAAUCGCAACAGACAGCGUCUACUUCAGCACCACCAAAGCAGACAAGAAGGGCCUUCCCCUUCUCUCUGGCUUCACUCCCCGUCCCCAAUUCCUCAGCAUGGCAGCAGGCAGUUGCGAAGGAAGCACGAAACCCUGCGGCAACACUUGCAUCGAAGCCAGUGGCGAGUGCUGUAGCACUAUAUCCGGAACGUACUGCGAAGAUGGCUACCGUUGCCAAUCUACCGGUUGCUGCGAGGACGGAAAGCUUUGCUCUGGUCCACCUACUGGCUGCACAAAGGGCAAGGAAAUGUGUGGCCAGUUUUGUAUCCCUGAGGGCAAGGUCUGCUGUCUCACAGGUUUCUGCGACGAGGGCCAGAAGUGCACUUCAGAUGGGAAGUGUUCAUCCGGAGGCUCAUCUGGUGGAAGCAGUGGUGGUUCCUCAGGUGGCUCUUCAGGUGGUUCUUCGGGAGGUUCUAGUUGCAUGAGCUUCGAAGAGACCUGCGGUGAUGGCUGUAUGCCCAAGGGUAUGGUCUGCUGUGACUCCGGAUACUGUCUCAGUGGCCAGACAUGCACUUCUGAUGGAAAAUGUCGAUCUGGAUCCAGUAGUGGCGGUGGUAGCUCUGGUGGUUCAUCAAGCGGCAGCUGUGCUAGCUACCAAGAAACUUGCGGCGACGCUUGCAUGCCCAAGGGAAUGGUCUGCUGCGGCAAAGGAUACUGCUUGUCAGGACAGACCUGUUCCAGCGAUGGUACUUGCAGAUACGGUUCAAGCGGUGGCGGAAGCAGCGGUGGUUCAAGCGGCGACGAUGACGAUGAUGAUGACAAGGCCACCUUUACUCGAGAAUCUGCCACACGCACUUUCGACUCUCCCUCUUUCACGGCCCCUUCGAUCGAACCCGUCCCUACCAUCGAUGAUACUUUCCCUACAUUUAGCUCUCAACCCAUUCCCACUGGUCCAAGAGCUGGUGGUGACGAUGGAGAUAGCAGUGGUAGCAGCAGCAGCAGCGGUGGUGGUGGUAGCAACGGUGGUUCCAUUGUUCUGCCUAGCAUGUUCAUGGGUGCUAUUGCUCUGAUUCCUCUUCUUCUUUGA